AAAACGAGACCCAGCCAGGCAGAAAAGCUACCCAACAGUGUCCAACCAAAACUCCACCAACGACCUCAACAGGAACUGACGUUCCCUCUGUGCAAGUGGAUGGAAAAAUGCAGCUGCAGGAAAAAUGGCUCCAAACGCCGCACCGCUAAAAGGUGUUUAAAACCUUGUUCCUCAACCCUUUGGGCCACGCUGACUUAAAAGCCGUCAUAUUCAUGGCACCUUCCACUUGACAAAAUGGCCCAGAUAUCAAGUGGUAAUGGGUUCAAGCCGGAUGUCCCCCAGCCAAAGGGGGUUGUGGGUAAAGAGGAAGCCCUUCGUAUGGAAGAAGAGGCUUUAGCAAAAUUGCAAAGGGAGAAGAAACACACUCUUUCAGCUACAGCCUCCUCAUCUUCCUCUGGAGCAGUAUCCUCGUCUUCCUCUAAGCCAAAACCAUCUAAAUCUACCACUACUGUUCCUCAGCCUUCAACUUAUACUAAUAGACCAGACAAGGACCUCAUUGUUUUCCCAGAGACCAAGAAACCGGCAGAACAGGAUACGUUCAGGGAUAUUGAUGUUGAAAAACUGACCAAUGAGGAACUCGAAAAGCUCCUACUUGAUGAAAACUUUGGAGCUAACAGCUCCAAAGUGUCCCGCCCCUCGUCACUUCUGGGGUUUAACCUCAGUGCCUCCUAUCCCGGAGGCCAUGCUUGUAGCUCAUCUCCUUUCCAGAGCAGCCAGUGGACACCUGCUCUGUCCAAUCCAUCUAGCUCUGGUGUGUCCACUCCCACCCUUCAGCCCACACCAAUGUUCCCAUCAGCUCCAUUUCCCAAACCAGGAACAUUUCAAAAUGGAUUCACUCCAGCCAUGACGCCUUUCAUGGCCUUGCCAACCAUGGCUUUCACUCCUAUCCAGCCUGCUGCUGCCAUGGUCUUCCCACAGCCAACUGUAGACCCAGAGAUGGCUAAGUUGUUUGACAAGAUUGCUAGCACCUCAGAAUACUUGAAGAAUGGUAGAUUGGCCAGCACUGAUGUAAAUUCCUCUCAAGCAGGUAUAGCCUCUUUGGCACCAAACCCACCACCACAACAGCCAGCAAUUAUGGAAUCUUCUUCUAUCAGCCGUUUUGAAUGGCUGGAUCUGGACCCACUUACAAAGCGAAAGUCUGAGAAUGAGGAAGCACCUCUGGAAUCUGUAGAUAGUUCACAGACUGUGUCAGGAGCUGCUGCGGGUGAUCCUUGGGAUGCAGUGCUUGAGACUGAAGGGAACAGUAGUAGUAGCAGCAGCCCCAAACUGGAAGGCAGAGUUUCUCACACAGGUCGGUCACAACAUAGGCGGGCAUCAACAGGAGCGCCUGUCGCUAGGAGUCACUCACUCAACAUCCCCGAGACCUCGUCACAGCACAAAACAAUCAAUCAGGAGAAGGGAAAAGGAAACGCUCUGGUAAAGAAUGACGCCCUGGAAGAACAGGAUGCACAGAACCUGGAGAUCGUUGCCUUCUGUGAAGACAUAGCAUCCCUCCGUUCCAAAUUCCCUCAUGAUGACAUUGCAACCAACCCUGGCUUCAUCCUUAGCCCUGUCAUUACCCAGAGAAAUGGUGGUGGUGAUAAUAGCUGUUCUGUCAAGGUUUCUAUCGAAAUCUCUGAUUCUCAGCAGCCUGUAACCUUCACCUGUGAUGUGAGUUCUCCAGUGGAGCUGUUGAUCAGUCAGACUCUGUGCUGGGUCCAUGAUGACUUGGACAAGGUAGACUUCUCCAGCUACUUGCUCAAAGUCUGUGGCCGGGAGGAGGUGCUACAAAAUAAACACAGCCUGGGCAGCCAUGAGUACGUUCAGAACUGCAGGAAGUGGGAGAAUGAGAUCAGAUUACAACUGCUCUCUCACUCAACUAUGAGAAGGGACUUGGCACGCACUGCAGAAGAUGACAAGUCUACCAUAGACUUAGAGAAGUACCUGGGCCUGGUGGAGAGGCCUUUUAAGGAGAAUGUCACAAGACAAGGCCUGGCCGAUUAUUUGGAAGGCUAUCACAAUCAAGUCAACAUCUGCCUACAGAAUGAGAGUAACCAGUAUAAGACAGUGGAUCGGCUGGUGCAGACUGUAAAGAACAUGUGCUGUGCUUUAGAUGAGGUGGAGACCCAAGCCAUCACAGAGGCAGUCAAAAGACUAAAACACUCUGUCAAUUUACCCAGGACACGCUCACCCAUGAUGGGAUCGACGUCAUCUUGCCAGUCAUCAAAUGGUCUCACCAGUCCUGUGGAGGAAAGCAUGGCGUUGCUAACACAGGCCAUCUAUGACCUGGCCAAGCUCUACCUGCGCUCCUUCUCCCCUCCAUCCUCCUCCUUCCGCUCCCCUCCAUUGCCCCAGGUUACCGAUGGAGACGCUGUGGAAGCGAGGAGAAGCAAAGAAGCUUCUGGCACCACAGACCACCUUCAGUUCACGCUGUUCGCCUUGCACGGCAUACCAGCCAACUGGGUCAGCAGUUAUGAGAAGUACUUCCUGGUGUGUUCCCUCACCCACAAUGGCAAGAACUUGUUUAAACCAGUCCAGUCCAAGAGAGUGGGCACGUAUAAGAGCUUCUUCUACCACAUCAAAUGGGAUGAACUGAUCAAUUUCCCCAUAGCAGUAGCUGUGCUCCCACUGGAGUCCAUACUGAGCCUGGCUCUGUUUGGGGUGCUGAAUCAGAAUGCCAGUGGCUCCCCAGACUCAAACAAGCAAAGGAAAGCCCCAGAGCUGCUGGGAAAGGUCUCAAUGCCACUCUUUGAUUUCAGACGAGUGCUUGCGAGGGGCACCCGACUGUUAUGUCUGUGGACGUCUGCCCAGGGAGCGGCCGCUGCUGCCGGCUCUACAGGCAGCCGCAAAAGGGUACCAACAGAAAGAAUCGUACUGCAGGUGAACUUCCCCAACUCGCCAGUGGAUGUUUUAUAUGUUGGACCCAAAGAAGCCCCCAGCCCCGAGCCCCACACACUGGAGGAGCUGGACCCUGACCUCCGACGUAAACUGGAGAAAAUCUGCAGCCGAGCUUCCAAUUUUGGGCUGAAGCGAGCAGACCACCAGCUGCUGUGGGACCAUAGGCUCCACUGUCGGAGGGACCACCCCAGCAGCCUCCCUAAGGUACUGGCCAGUGCGCCCAGCUGGGACUGGGCCAGCAUGGCUCAUAUUCACUCCCUGCUGCACCACUGGCCCACCCUGCCCCCCGUAACAGCGCUGGAGCUACUUGACUCAAAGUUUGCAGAUACUGAGGUGAGAAGCGUGGCUGUUAGUUGGAUUGAGAAGAGCAGCGAUGAUCAGCUGGCUGACUACCUGCCACAGCUUGUACAGGCAAUAAAGUUUGAGUGUCACCUAAAAAAUGCCCUCGUCAUGUUCUUGUUGUCCAGAGCACAAGGCAACAUAAACAUUGCACACUACCUCUACUGGCUGCUAAAGGAUGCUGUGCAAGAUUCCACCUGGGGACAGCGCUAUGAACGGGUGCUGGGUGCCCUGCUGUGUCUGUGCGGAGCCAAGCUGAGGGCAGAGCUGGAGACACAGACUCACCUGGUCACACUGCUGGGAGCCGUUGCUGAGAGGGUCCGACAGGCUGGUGGAUCUACACGACAGGUUGCACUCCAGGAGGGCCUUGAAAACGUUCAGAACUUCUUCCAGAGGAACAGCUGCCGACUGCCCCUCAGCCCCAGUCUGGUGGCAAAGGAGCUAAACAUUAAGGCCUGUUCCUUCUUCAACUCCAACGCUGUUCCCCUCAAACUGGCAUUGGUCAACGCCGACCCCUUGGGAGAAGAGAUCAAUGUUAUGUUCAAGGUCGGAGAAGACCUGAGGCAGGACAUGCUGGCUCUGCAGAUGAUUCGCAUCAUGGACCGAAUCUGGCUGCACGAGGGUCUAGACCUCCGCAUUGUAAAUUUCAAAUGCAUCUCCACUGGCAAGGACAAAGGUAUGGUAGAGUUGGUGCCUUCUUCUGACACCCUCAGAAAGAUCCAGGUGGAGGACGGCGUGACAGGAUCUUUUAAGGACAAACCACUGGCAGAAUGGCUUCGCAAGUACAACCCUGCUGAGGAUGAGUAUGAGAAGGCUUCGGAGAACUUCAUCUACUCUUGUGCUGGAUGCUGUGUUGCAACCUACGUGCUUGGCAUCUGUGAUCGCCAUAAUGAUAAUAUCAUGCUGCGCUCCACUGGUCACAUGUUUCACAUCGACUUUGGCAAAUUCCUGGGCCAUGCCCAGAUGUUUGGUAGCUUCAAGAGAGACCGAGCUCCGUUUGUUCUGACCUCUGACAUGGCGUACGUCAUUAACGGAGGCGAGCGGCCCACCAGCCGCUUCCAGCUGUUUGUGGACCUGUGUUGCCAAGCCUACAACCUCAUCCGCAAGAACUCUGGGCUUUUCCUUAACUUGUUGUCACUGAUGAUGUCAUCAGGUCUCCCAGAGCUGACCGGCUCUCAAGAUCUAAAGUAUGUGUUUGAUGCACUGCAGCCGCACAACACAGAUGCUGAAGCCACCAUCUUCUUUACCAGGCUCAUAGAGUCCAGUCUGGGAAGUGUGGCCACCAAGUUCAACUUCUUCAUCCACAACCUUGCCCAGCUACGAUUCUCUGGUCUGCCGGCCAAUGACGAGCCAAUCCUCUCUUUCUCACCGAAGACAUACACUCUGAAACAAGAGGGACGCAUUGUCCACGCCUCCAUCUUCUCCUUUCAGAAGAGAUAUAACCCAGACAAGCACUAUAUCUAUGUGGUGAGACUCCUGAGGGAAGGUCAGAAUGAGCCACAGUUUGUCUUCCGCACUUUUGACGAGUUUCAAGAGCUCCACAAUAAACUGACUAUCCUCUUCCCUCUCUGGAAGCUGCCAAGUUUCCCGAGCAAAAUGGUGCUUGGCCGAAGCCAAAUUAAAGAAGUAGCAGCCAAGAGGAAGCUGGAGCUCAAUAACUAUGUCCACAACCUGAUGAGAAGCUCCACAGAAGUCACCCAGUGUGACCUGAUCUACACAUUCUUUCAUCCAAUUGCGCGGGAUGACAAGACAGAAGGUGUGGAUGCCAUGGCCAAAGCACCUGAGCCUCCACUGAGUCCCACUUCUGGUCGGGUGGAAGGAGAAGUGAAGCUGUCAAUCUCCUACAGGAAUAGUACUCUAUUCAUCAUGGUCAUGCACAUCAGAGACCUGGUUUCUGAAGAUGGAACAGAUCCCAACCCGUAUGUGAAGACUUACCUGCUUCCAGAUCCACACAAGACUUCCAAACGCAAGACAAAGAUCUCAAGGAAAACCAGGAACCCUACCUUCAAUGAGAUGCUGGUAUACAGUGGCUACAGCAAAGAAACUCUGGGCCUUCGGGAGCUGCAGCUGAGCGUGCUCAGUGCUGAGUCGCUGCGUGAGAACUACUUCCUGGGUGGCAUUACGCUCAGGCUCAAAGACUUUGACCUCAGCAAGGAGACGGUCAAGUGGUACAAACUAACGGCCGUUCCCUACUUCUAACCCCUGCCCACCUCCCUCUGCCGAAGCAACAGUUCUGACUCUGCCCCUUUAAGCAAAAAACAAACAAAAAACAGCGCUGCAUUCAAAUCAUAUGGGAAAUGCAGCAGAUGCUUACUUGAAAAUGGUGGUCACCUCAGCUUGCAGUUCACUUCAGCACUACUCUUUCUUUUCCUUCUUUUCUUUUAUGGAUGGAUUUCCUACCAUUCCGAUCGUUCAGUAAUAAUCAGCAAUAUUUUACUUUCAAAUCUAUUAAACCAAAUUAACAAUUUGUUCCACGUGAAUCGUGUUGUAAUUAGUAUUCUUAAGAUUUCAUAAGAAGAAUACUUAUGUUCUCAUUGCUCACAAACAUGUACCACGAGCAACAACAUUCUGCUGAAUUUUACCAUGAGGUUGCAUGUAAUUAUGUUGCCGCGGAGGUUAUUCCCAUAUGACGUGAAUGCGUGAAAAACUCCUUCAGACGUGCCCUCAAAGGGCGAUCGUUCGGGCUAAUUCACAAAUCUUCACACGGGGGAAGCCUGGUCUUCAUUCUUCACCAUUUCUUUUUUUUUUCUUCCCUCUACAGCUAAUCAAGAUUGUUUCUGUGACAAACAAUCUCCUCCUUUUGUCUCGGUUUUCCUAAAGUGUAACAAAGAGCUGUAAUGUUUUGUACAUUUUGAUUUUAGAGGACCAAAACGGCUUACUUUCAGAAGAGUAUAAAUAGGCUGACACAUUUAUUUUUUAAGUAAUAGAAAGGGGGCUCAUUUUUACAUUUUCCUUGUUUAUUUUCUAUAUAGACAAAUAGGAGGCAUCAGGGUUUCCUGCUUUGUAGCAGAUACUUCUUGGUUAGAGCAGAGCUCCAGGAAAUCAACCAUGACUUUAAUAUUCCCCAAAAAUGUGCCAAAAGUAAUAAAAAGACAGUAAAUUAAACCACACUUCCAUCAAGGUGCCUUUGUUUGUGCUCAAGCUCAACUUGGCCUUAUUACAAGAUAUAUUUUAUUAACAAUAUGAUGUCCUUAUUAAAGAAAAAUCUAUAUUCUAUAAAGCUAUUUCAGUAGUUCUUCCAGAGCAGGUCUAAGUGUGGGAGUGCAACCUUUUGUGACAGUGGAGUGCCACUAAAUGCACAAUACUAGGUCUUUCGCUCGUGGUAUUACUUGACUGUUUUCACACAGCACACUUUAAAAGGGGAAUUUGUAUAAUAAGCUUCAGAACAUGCUUUUGUACAUGCUCGGGUUGAAGAUUAUGAUUGUUUGAAGACACUGAUUGGUAGUCUAUUCGGUGCUUCCUUCAGGUGGUUCAAAACCACAAGUCAGGAACUGAGUUUCUUCUGGAGUCUGGACCUGAGGCUGUUUCACCUUUGGGCAGCAAUGCCACACUCACUCCUAGUGCCUAAUACUGGUGUAACGAUGCCAUAAUGAGUCACUGGAUGGUAAUAGCUGCCAGUGAAGUCCAGAACAAGUCAGGUUUUGUGACAUUUAGUUGAGGGAAUGCUUUGGCAAAACAACACAAAUCAGAUACUGAAAGGACAACUUUACCUUAAAACGUCUUCACAAAAAAGGGAACAGGAAUCCUGAGCAUGAGAUUAGCUGCUUUCUUCUCUACUUGCCUAACUAUGAAUUUAAAGUUGUUGUUAAUGUUUAAUAAAGAAAUUAAGAUAAAUGUUUCUAAAAAGGUUUUUAGAGAUCCACAAGACAACGUCAUGUUAUGAUUAUUAGUGGCUUCAUUCGUUCUUUUAGCAGCUGUACAAAGAAAGGAAGCAGAGUCUGUAUUAACAUGGCCAGUUAUUUAUUCCUAAUUGGUGACCUCUUGCCUGAAUGGAUCAGUGUGUACUGUAAUCCUUCUUUCUUAAAGCAAAUUAAAUGUUUUUGGAACGUA
Oreochromis niloticus (Nile tilapia) is the source of this 7266-nucleotide messenger RNA. It is a transcript of the gene pik3c2a, whose product is annotated as phosphatidylinositol-4-phosphate 3-kinase, catalytic subunit type 2 alpha. NCBI's taxonomy places the organism in Eukaryota, Metazoa, Chordata, Actinopteri, Cichliformes, Cichlidae. The record is from RefSeq and is a predicted model, not a curated record. Gene Ontology annotation, molecular function: 1-phosphatidylinositol-4-phosphate 3-kinase activity; 1-phosphatidylinositol-3-kinase activity; phosphatidylinositol binding. Gene Ontology annotation, biological process: cell migration; phosphatidylinositol-3-phosphate biosynthetic process; phosphatidylinositol-mediated signaling. The coding region runs from base 235 to 5415 and encodes 1726 amino acids. Gene Ontology annotation, cellular component: cytoplasm; plasma membrane; phosphatidylinositol 3-kinase complex. The transcript is spliced from 33 exons.